AGGCACCCAAAGCUGUUGGAUGAGCAGUUGGUGAACAUCAUCCUAGAGGCAUGCGUCGCGCUGCGCGACACGCCAAGGCUUAACCAGUUUCUCACCUUUUUGAAGAGGUGUCAAUGGGACAUGCCACUGCUGUGGUCUGGUGCUACCUCCAACAGCUAUGCGGCUCUCAUCAAGGCCUAUGGUUCAACGGAUCAGAUCAAUAAAGCGCAGGAACUUUGGCAGUGCAUUCGCCAACAGGGAACCAUUCCCAACGAGCAGAUGUUUGCGCAAAUGAUCGACGUCUUAGUGACAGGUGGCCGUUUCCCAGAAGCGCAGCAGCUCUUCCGUGAGAUGCGCCAGGUACAUAGUGAGAGGAUGGCUUCUAGUGGAAUGGCCAUGGCCUAUGCUAUGAUCGUGAAGGGCUACACUCAACAGAAGGAUGCAGCCAGCGCCCUCCGCUGUUAUGAGGAGAUGAAGGUGCUGGGUGUGCAGGUGGGUGUGGUGGUGCUGAACACCUUGAUGGACGCCUGCUGCCGCACCGCCAAUCUGCCACAAGCCACGCAGCUCCUGGACGACAUGGCUCGCUUCGAGAUUGUGCCAGAUCUGAUUACAUACAGCACCCUGAUCAAAGGUCAUUGUUCCAAGGGUGACUUGGACAAGGCCUUGGAACUCUUCGGAGCUAUGAGGCGCAGAGGC
This is a messenger RNA of Cladocopium goreaui, 675 nucleotides long. The record is from the annotation of a GenBank genome assembly. Lineage: Eukaryota; Dinophyceae; Suessiales; Symbiodiniaceae.